Molecule: messenger RNA, 1107 nt
Organism: Caenorhabditis elegans
Lineage: Eukaryota; Metazoa; Nematoda; Chromadorea; Rhabditida; Rhabditidae
Gene: H12D21.9
Exons: 7
Coding region: 104-1018 (304 amino acids)
Source: RefSeq, marked reviewed
AUUUUAAAAAAGAAAAAAAGAGCACAACUCAUCGGGUCCCAGUGUCAAAACUUAUCUCUUUUCUUCUCAAAACAAUAUCGAACUCUGUGUAUCUAAUUCAAUAAUGGCAGCACCUGUGCCGUAUCGGAUCCAUCAAACAAAGUCAAUGCCCAAUUUCCCUCCAAAUGUCUACUAUCGAGAUACCUAUGGAUUUGAUGAUCGGCCCAGUGAAUCGGAUAACGAUAGUAUAACCACUAAAUCAACAGUAACAGUCCGUACGACAUAUAACAUAAACCCGGGAGGUGGUAAUGGUGGAAUGGCGAUUAAUCCGACAUAUCAACAUAUUCAUAAUCGAAAUAUGAACACUGGAGGAGAUCCAUCGAAAAUGGUGAACUACUCACAUGUUUCAAAUUCUUUUCAUGUGGAACAACUAGUCACAUCAAAAAUUCUCACCCCAAAUCCAAGGACUAUUUUAAUUUGUGUUCUGAUUGCAGCAGCCAGUGCUAUUCAAUUACUAAUAUUCUCAAUGAUUGCUGUAUUCUACGAUGGACCAUUCCCCUGGUCACUGAUACUCUGUAUUCUGAUGUUAUGUAAUUGUCUAGUUGUAUUCAUAUUUAUUAGAUGUCAACCUACAAGAGGUUGGCUGAUAUCCAGUCUGAUAGCUGCUGCAUUGUCAUUUAUCGAAUGUACGGCGCUAUUUUUCUGGACAGCAUUGCUUAUCAGUCAAGAAGAAAAGUAUCUGGAAAGUGUAGGAAUACACGAUAAUCGGAUAGUGACAAGUACAAGAAUAGCAAUGUACAUGUGUCAAAUGUUAUUUGGGCCCAUACAUUUAAUAGCAUGUGGCCUUAUUAUUUGGAAGCUACGAACACAGCUAUCACCAUCUGAUGAGGUGGUUAAUGGGUAUUUCUUGAGUGAACCAGAACUUGGUCACCAGAAAAUCCUAGUACCAAUCGAACUUCGACAAAUCAGAGAUCAAAGUGACGAUGAGACAAGCAAUGCUUCAAUUGGAGUGCAAACGGGUGGAUCAAGAAAUAAUUAAUCUUCAAAAGCGAUUUUUAUCCGAAAAGUCUUUCAUGAUUUCACUUAUUGACAACCAGUUGAUGUAACUAUAAACAUUUGUGAAUUUUA